Molecule: messenger RNA, 1656 nt
Organism: Malurus melanocephalus (red-backed fairy wren)
Lineage: Eukaryota; Metazoa; Chordata; Aves; Passeriformes; Maluridae
Product: early activation antigen CD69-like
Exons: 6
Coding region: 1-735 (244 amino acids)
Source: RefSeq, a predicted model, not a curated record
AUGGUUCUUGUGCGUUCCACUCCGCCUUUCUCAAAUCGGCGCUGCCGCCGUUGCCGGAGCGUCUAUGAAGAAGCCACCUGUCACAAGCAGGAAGGUACUACUGGUGGGAGUGCAGGGAGUGAAGAUCUGGAAGAAAGGUUCUGCACCAGUGACAGGAGUGCGAGGGAGCUGCUGGGUGCCCAGGACAGAUCAGCAACCACGAAUAAACAGGAGAGAACCCUGAGAGGGUUUCUGGCUCCAGUCAAGUGGAUCAGAUCCCAUCCUGUGCUCACCAUAGUGGUCCUAAUUCUUCUCCUGUUCUUGGUCCUGUCUUUGGGUGUGUCCUUGGCUGUUGUGUCAGGGAGAGGACACAGAGAGACUCCAGUUACUCCAGUGCUGCUGGCCUGUCCCCAUGGCUGGGUCGGGCACCGCGGGAUCUGCUACUUCCUCUCGAGGGAUCAGCUCAGCUGGGAUCAGGCUCAGGCUCGGUGCUCUGAGCUCGGGGCCUCCCUGGCCGUGCUCAAGGACUGGGAAAUGGAGUUUCUCUUCUGCCUCAGUGAGAAUGAGGAUCACUGGCUCGGGCUGCGCAGACGGGGCCGGGAGCUGCAGUGGGGGGACGGCAGCAGCUUCAACUCCUCGGUUCCUGUCCUGGGCAAUGCAGGCUGUGUGUUCCUGGCUGAGGGUGUGCUCAGGAGUGCUCCCUGCUCAAAUCCGAUGCCCUUUGUCUGCAGCAGGACCCAAACUCACCUUGGAUGAAAGGGGAUGGAGAAUGGACCUUCUCUGUGCUGGACAGUCACUGCUUCACCUCUUCACCCCCAUUUUGGGGAUAUUAUUCCUUGGCCAGAGCAUCUGCCUUGCACUGACCACCAGGGUCACCUCAAUACCAGUUUGCAGGGUCACCUCAGUGCCUGCUCUCAGCGUCCCCUCAGUGCCUGUCACCAGGGGAUGAACCUUCAGGAGGAGGAGAUGAUGUGGAAGCUGAUGUGUGCCUGCUUCUGCUGGGGCUGGGGGUUCCUUGCUCCUUCUGGAACUAUUCCAGAACUCAAGUGGUUUCUCAAGCACUUUGUGUUUAUACACAAACUCUGUUUCUAUAUAUGGAUUCAUAUCCCUGUACUGCCAUAGGAAUGGGGCCUUGGUUGGGGUAAGGUGCUAAUAAUACCAAGGUUGGUAUUUGACCCCACUGGGGCCAUUCCCUUAAGAGCAGGACUCAAACCUUGUGGGUCCCUUCCAACACAGAGGAUUCUCUAAAAUGGCCUUGUGUGAUCUUCAUCAGUGUUUAUGGUACCAAUGUUGCUGCUGUCAUUCAUUGCAUUUUCUUAUUUUUAUAUUAAAUGCUUGUCAAGCCCCCACUGUCCCUCAUGUUCCCUUGGCCCCGGCAGCCCCACCCCUUCCCUGCUCCCCUUCCCUCGUUCCAUCCCGGCUGGAGGAGCCUUGGAGCUGCCGUGGGGGCCGUGGGGCUGCCCCGGGGGCUGCGCCCCGAGCCGGGGCCCCUUCCCAGUGCUCCCAGUCUGCCCGUGCACCCUGGAGCAGCCAGCGAGGCUUCAGCUGGGCCGGCACAGAGGCGCUGCUGGGGGUGCCACCUCAGUUUGCUUUUGUUUGUUCUUCUCAGCUUGGGGAACAGUGAUCUGGGGAGUUUUCUGCUUGCAAUCUCUCCCCUUCUCCACUCAGCCAAAGGAA